Messenger RNA from Ceutorhynchus assimilis (cabbage seed weevil), 3510 nucleotides. The record is from the annotation of a GenBank genome assembly. NCBI's taxonomy places the organism in Eukaryota, Metazoa, Arthropoda, Insecta, Coleoptera, Curculionidae.
CGCGACAUGAAGCGUCCGCGUCCAGACGCCGAAGACGCCGGCUGACAUGUGGAACUGUUUCACUCGUACCUUUAGCGUCCUGUGUCCCAACAAGACUACCAGAAGACGAAAACAUUCAAGUCAACCGGAAAAUACCUACAGCUUACACCCCACAAACAACUGCACACCUUUAAACUCAAAUAAAAUGAUAUCAGAAGACCAAGUAUCGCAAUUCCUCUCCAAUCAUACUGAAUUCCUUGAGAAGUUCAUUAUGGAUGAAGUUGAGGUGGAACAGUUGGAACGUUGGAUUAUUCGAAAAUCACAAAGGCAGAAGAAACGACCGGAUUUUGCGCCGCGAAAUGGACGAAAAACGAGCCUGUCAAGAUGGAAAUUCUGCGUGCAUGCGGAUAAACGUCAAAUGUUGCAAGAGCUCACUCAUAGUCUUCAAUUAAAACCUACCAAAGAUCACGUUCUAUGGGAAUUAUCGAAUUGCAUAUCUUCAGCAGUAAGUGCAGAUGGAUUCAGACUCUACACUGUAGAGAGUUCCUCUCAUCCAGACGACCUCCAGCUUUUCCUGGUGCUCGGUUCUCAUAAUGAAAAUGGUGACUUGAAGUUGCAAAAAAUCCAGAAUGGAAUCAGUAUUCCAAUUUAUGUCGCAGAAACUAUGGAACCUGUGCGAUUAAGCAGAGGACAAAACGAUUCUAGAUUUCCAGCGGAAAUUUUAGACAAUGGUGAAAUGGCUCAUGUGCAGUGUCAACCGAUAAUGCAACCAAACGGCGAACUAGUGGCCGUUCUAGAAUUAUGGAGACGGAAUACAGGAGCUUCCUUCUACGAAGAAGACGAAGAAAUCGCGUCCAGCUAUCUCGUCUGGGGCGGUAUCGCUUUACAUUACGCGCAUUUGUAUUUAAAUAUGAACCAGCAGAAAACGCUCAACGAUUUCUUGUUGGCAGUUGUUAAGUCGAUAUUUCAGGACAUGGUAAGCAUGGAUAUGUUGGUAAUGAAAAUUAUGAAUUUUGCUCAGCGAUUAGUGAACGCCGAUCGAGCCUCAUUAUUUUUGGUGGACAGUAAAAAUAAGGAACUAUAUGCAACGAUUUUCGAUGUAGGAAUCGACGAAUGUCCUGAAAACUUUCAAGCCGCAGAAGGGUCAGAUGAUUAUUCGGUGAAAGUUCGAACAUCAAAGGAAAUAAGAUUUCCUUUAGGCACAGGCAUAGCCGGUCAAGUAGCUUUGACCGGGGAAAUUCUCAAUAUUAAAGAUGCUUAUGCUGAUAAAAGAUUCAAUAGAACAGUGGACCAACUAACAGGAUAUACAACACAAACAAUAUUAUGUAUGCCAAUUUACAUAAGAGGCUCUAUAAUAGGAGUGGUGCAAAUGGUUAAUAAACAUUCAGGCUGUUUCACUACAGACGAUGAGGCGGCUUUUAAAACGUUUGCUGUCUAUUGUGGAUUAGCUUUGCACCAUGCAAAAUUGUACGAUAAAAUUAAGAAAAGUGAACAAAAAUAUAAAGUUGCAUUGGAGGUAUUAAGUUAUCACAAUACUUGCACCGAAGAAGAAGUUAAGUUUUGUUUGUCAGAAGGUAUACCAGAACAUAUACCCGGUGUGGAUGAUUAUUAUUUCAAUCCUUUCGAUGUAAGGGAUUUUGAAAAAGUCAAAUAUUCGAUUUAUAUGUUUAUAGAUUUGUUUGGGUUGAUGAAGUUUGAUACCAAAAGCUUGACAAGAUUUGUUUUAACUGUGAAAAAGAAUUACAGAAGAGUGCCAUAUCAUAACUGGACGCAUGGGUUUUCAGUUGCGAAUAGCAUGUAUUGCAUAUUAAAAAGAUCUGAGGGAUGUUUCAAGACAAAUGAGUGUUUGGCAUUAUUCAUUGGAGCUCUUUGCCACGAUUUGGACCACCGAGGUAAAAACAACAAAUUCAUGAGCGAUACAGAAUCGCCUCUUGCUGCGAUUUAUUCCACAUCAACGAUGGAACAUCAUCAUUUUAAUCAAACUGUCACAAUAUUACAGCAAGAAGGUCAUAAUAUAUUUGGCAAACUAUCAAGCAGCGACUACAAACAAGUACUGGGACUUCUUAAACAUUGCAUUUUGGCCACGGACUUGGCAGUAUUCUUCCCAAACAAAGCGAAACUUACAAGAAUCGUUGAAGAACGGACGUUUACCUGGAGCAAUACCGAGCACAGGAUGCUUUUACAAGCAAUUUCUAUGACCGGAAGUGAUCUGAGCGCCAGCGCGAAGCCUUGGGACAUACAAGUGGAAACUGUUAAAGUUAUUUUUGAGGAGUUUUAUCAACAAGGAGACGCAGAAAGGGAAGUUGGCCGACAUCCAAUACCAAUGAUGGACAGGCAACAACCAGAUCAGCAACCAUCGAGUCAAGUUGGUUUUCUGACAGGCAUCUGCCUGCCCUGCUACAAUCUACUAAACACGCUCAUACCGGAAUGCAAACCUUUAUUAGACAUGUGUCAGAAUAACUUAGAGCAUUGGCAAAAGAUCGAUACAGAAUUUAAAGAGGGCAAAAAAUAGGAACUUAGUUUUAUUAGUGCUGUGAGAUUUUUGAUUUUUUCUCUUAGGAUUUGUAUAAAGUCUACUUAGUUUUAGAAGCUUUGUAAUUGAAUGAUAAACAUCAUUCUUUUUUAGCUACAAUAUUUAUUUUAUGUCAUACCAAUACAUUAUUGUGUUUAUAUACCUUAGAUACCAUCUAUAUAAUUCAUUACUUUAUGCCCGUGCGGGCAUAAAGUACACAUUAUGGCCCGCGCGGGCAUGAAGACGCAAAAAAAAAUUUUCAAUUAACUUAUUCUUUAUUAACAAAAUAUAAAUUUACGCUUAUAAACAUAUUAUUUUUGUCAAAAAAUGAUGAUUUUGAACACUGAUGACAAUUUGCAAAGUGACACUUUUUUCCCGGGUAUUUAUUAUUCACAACCAACUGGUAUGAUAUAAAAAUUUGUAUGCACCACGGGUACUAAUAGAUAUAUAUACCCUCGGGCGACUUACGAACCCUCGGGCCAGAGGCCCUCGGCUUUGUAAGACUGUCGCCCUCAGGGCAUAAUCAUCUACUUAGUACCCUUGAUACAUAAAUAACUAUUAUUAAGAUGUAGGUAACGAAGUAGGUACCUAAACUAGAUGUGAAGCUAUUUUUCGUCGAUUUUUAUCUGACACUUUCCGUAUGAGGAGCGAGGAGGUGAACUAUAUGGCAAAAACAGGUGUGACGUCAGGUGACCAUUGGUGUUCUAAUGUAGGGUGCAACGAGCUCACAUUCCUUUCGACUAUCAGAUUAAAAUCGACGGACUUUAGAUUACGUAUUUUUUUCAUAACUGACUAUUAGAUAUUUUGGCAAUAUUUGUUACAUGGAAAAAUCUUGUGUUGCCAACAAUAAAUAAUAGUUAUUUAAAAAAAAAAACAGAUUAGGUAUAUGAUUAUGUGUAAACAUAGCUUCGGUGAUUUUUUUUGAAAUAAAAACCACUAGAGUAGUGUAGCAAUAAGCAUAAAUUCCUACUGAAGGCAUUUAGUUUUCCGAGUGUUUAAUAAAAGAAUGACUCAACCAA